Aspergillus nomiae NRRL 13137 is the source of this 12552-nucleotide messenger RNA. RefSeq lists its product as uncharacterized. Gene Ontology annotation, cellular component: cytoplasm. Gene Ontology annotation, biological process: secondary metabolite biosynthetic process; amino acid activation for nonribosomal peptide biosynthetic process. Gene Ontology annotation, molecular function: phosphopantetheine binding; catalytic activity. Bases 1 to 12552 code for a protein of 4183 amino acids. NCBI's taxonomy places the organism in Eukaryota, Fungi, Ascomycota, Eurotiomycetes, Eurotiales, Aspergillaceae. The transcript has 3 exons. The record is from RefSeq and is a predicted model, not a curated record.
AUGCGAAACACAAACCCUAUGAGUGUAAUGGAUGGCACACCGCAGCCUCUGUGGCAACCAACAGCACUAAACUCCGUCGACGAGUCCUUGAAAGAAGGGAAGCGGGACAAUUACGGUCAUGGUGUAUCAGACCAGGGUCCCAAGUACAGCACGAAUUCUCAAAAUAGACAUGCGACGGACAUGCACAUGGACAACCACCUAGUAGUAAAUAAUGACAUAACACCAGGCCAUUCAAUCAACUGCCACAUUGAUCAAAUAAGCGGCCAUGCUCGGAGAGAUGAGGCCGUUCUAAACUUCCAAUUACCUUUACCGACAGGUAAUCCCGGGUCGACAGCAGCUACACUAUGCGCUGCGGCUCUAGCCAUUGUGCUGGCGUCGCACACCGACUCGACGGAGUUUACCUUCACCGUGGUGCCCGAUGUGCAGCGGCCUUUACAGUCCUCAUGGAAGGAGUGUAGCGCCGAGGGGCUAACCCCAGAUCCCUCGUUCUGCAUCGCUGUAGCCUGGGAGUCAGAUCUGCAAGACUUCUUGCAGAGCGUGCAGGACCGGCUCCCCGACCCAACUAUCUUGCGCAUGCAACAUGUCAGCAUGGCCCUGCCGCGGUCUCUCGGGGCACGAACGCUCGACUUGCAGACCAAAGAUGGGUCAACAGGCUUGCAUCACCGGGCAUUGCUAGUAGACUGCACGCUCCAUGCGGAUGAGCUCCAGCUGAGCUUCCUGAUCGAUUCCGCAGCCGUCGACCCUCAAUUGAUUAACCACGUGUCCUGGCAGUAUGAAAGCAUCCUUCGACGUCUCCUUUCAGCUGGGUCUGACAGGGGUGAACGCCUCUCGAAUUUUCGGGUCGUCAACAUGCAAGACCUGCGGGAAAUUUGGCGCUGGAACUCGGCAGUUCCGGAGAGGGUGGAUGGGCUCGUCCAUGAUAUUUUUGCUGGCGUCGUGCGGGCUCAGCCAGAGUCGCCUGCUAUCUGCGCCUAUGACGGCGAGCUGACAUACGGUGAGCUGGACCACCUCUCAACUCAUCUUGCACAAUCCCUCAUGAAGUAUGGUGUGAAAGACACUAUCGUACCUCUACACCUCGAGAAGUCUAUGUGGACUCCCGUGGCCCAGCUGGGGGUGAUGAAGGCAGGUGCGGCCUCCGUCGUGCUGGACGUGUCUCAGCCCGUAGAAAGGCUUCGGACCAUCCUUCGUCAGGUAAAUCCCCGGCUGGUUCUGACAUCUGUCGAAAAUGAGGCCGUCACCCGUCGUCUGUCGACCGAGCCUGUCAUGGUCGUGGGAAAGGCCGCAUUCGCCCAGCUUCCCCAGGGCGAAGCCGAGUGCGUACUCCCCACGGUGGCGCCGUCCGCCCGGCUCUAUAUCGUCUUCACGUCGGGGAGCACAGGAGUGCCCAAGGGAGCCAUUGUUACACACUCUAACUUUGCCAGCGCCAUCCGGCACCAGCAGAGAGCCCUUCAAUUUCGAGCCGGGCAGAGGGUGUUCGAUUUUGCGUCGUAUGCAUUUGACGUGGCUUGGUCCAACUUCCUCCACACUAUCACCGCUGGAGGCUGUCUGUGCAUCCCAUCCGACCAGGAGCGAAAGCAAGACAUCCCGGGCGCCCUGCGGAAGUACAGGGCUGAGUAUGCCCAUUUAACACCGUCAGUGACCUGGUUUUCACCGGAGGAUCUGCCCGAAAGCAUCCAGUUCCUGCAAUUCAGCGGCGAGGAACUGAAGGCUUCACUCGUUCAAGCCUUUCAUACGAGGGCAACCAUAAUUAAUACCUAUGGUCCAGCUGAUUGCACCUGGGUGGUCAGCCUGGAUGGAGCCCAGCUGGCGCCCAUUGGCACCGUUGGAGAGCUGUGGAUCGAAGGCCCCAUUGUGGGAGGAGGCUAUCUGAACGAUCCGAAGAAGACGGAAGCGGCGUUCAUCGAGGACCCAGCGUGGUUACUCCGCCGCGGCUUCACUACGACCCAGCCAGGUCGACGGGGUCGCCUCUACCGCACGGGAGACCUCGUGCGCUAUAACCGGCAUGACGGCUCUCUGUCGUUUGUCGGUCGCAAAGACUCUCAGGUCAAGAUCCGUGGGCAGCGGGUGGAGCUGGCGGACGUGGAACAUCAUCUGCGAAACUGCCUGCCAUUUGAGCUCCAGAAGAGGUUGCAGGUCAUCUCCGAGGUCAUUGUGCCGCAUGGAAGCACAAAUCCCGCGCUCGUGGCCUUGGUGAGCUCCGUUGAUGACACCAUUCAUUCAGACAUGGCAACCGUUGUGCGCAAGGCUGCUGGAGUCUGGGACGAAAGGCUCGCAGAGUCAGUUCCUGCGUACAUGAUCCCCUCAGCCUACAUUCCUCUCGGGCGUUUUCCUAUGACAGCCACCGGGAAGACGGACCGCCGGCGUCUCAGGGAAGCGGCAUCGAAGAUAUUCUGGGACCAUGCCAUACUGGAUGAGGACACUGAGCGGAUGCAGCCGACGUCGCAAGAGGAACAGGACAUGCUCGAAGUCUGGAGCGAGGUGCUUAAUAUCCCCCCAAACAAGAUCUCCACCGACGCAGCCUUCACACGCCUUGGGGGAGAUUCCAUCACCGCCAUGCAGGUCGUGUCUCGAUGCCGAGAGAGGAAAGUCCACGUCACGGUCGGAGAGGUACUCAAGCUGCGCACCAUCCGAGCCCUGGCUGCUCAAAGGAAAGCAAAAAGUCCCACCACUGCCAUCGUGGCCGGCGAGGAUGAUGCCGAAGGUCGGUCCUGGCCGCUCUCCCCCAUGCAACAGCUGUUCUUCGACGCACACCCUGCCGGUCUGAACCACUACACCCAGAGCUUUCUGCUCCGCGUCACCCGCCCGCUGAGCUUUCAUGCAUUGCGAGAGGCAUUGGCAACUAUCGUGCAGCGCCACGGCAUGCUUCGAGUCCGCUUCCAGCGACGUCGGGACACUCAGACAUGGGAACAAGUGGUAGUUCGGGCGGAGGAUAAUGCAUUUGUCGUCGUAGAACACCCAGCCCGUCCGCCUGGCGGCCUCGAGUCAGUCGUGCAGGCUCGACAGGAGAGCCUUGACCUCCAGAAGGGGCCCGUCUUUGCGGCCGAUCUAUUUGGUGGAAGCGGAGAGGAGGACGCGAGCCUACUGCUCAGCGCGCACCACGUCGUCAUCGACCUCGUUUCAUGGCGCGUCAUCUGGCACGAAUUGGAAACGUGUCUGACCCGAGGGCCAGCCAAGCUCCCAUCGGCACCUCUCUCCUUUCAGACCUGGUGCCGGCUGCAACGUACAGAAGGCAACACGCUCGACCCGACUGCGGUGCUGCCCUACCCGGUGGAGGCCGCACAGAUGUCCUACUGGGGUCUGGACCCUAAAGAUAAUCGAUUCGCGGAAAGCGACCUUUAUGAACAUACUAUCGACACAGAAACAACGGCCCUACUGCUGGGCCGCAUCAAUCACAGCCUGCGCACCGAGACCCUCGACAUACUUGUCGGCGCCCUAGUGCACUCCUUCCGCCAGGCCUUUCCGGACCGCACCGCGCCAGCCGUCUUCCUGGAGGGACAUGGCCGCGAGCCGUUGAUGGGCACCGACGUGGACCUUGCUGAGACGGUGGGCUGGUUCACCACCCUUCACCCCGUCCCCGUUUCAGGAUCAAGAUCGGACUCACUUGUUGACAGCAUCCGCCAGGCCAAGGAUAUACGUGCGCGCGUGCCUGGAAAAGGCCGGCCGUAUAUCGCCUGUCGCUAUCAUAGCGCCGCUGGACGCCAGGCCUUCGCCCAUCACCAGCCCGUAGAGCUGCUGCUCAACUACCGGGGCGUCUUCCAGCAGCUCGAAACUGCCGGGACACUGUUACAGCGAGAAGACCGGCCGAAUCGAACGGUGGCCAUAGGGGAGUUUGGAGACGACUACCAGCGCAUGGCCCUCGUGGAAAUCAAUAUUGUUGUCGAGGCUGGCCGCGCGCGCAUCUCCACGACUACGCACCAGCGUAUGAGGCACCGGAGCCGACUACACCGCUGGAUCCAACAUCUCUUCCCCGAUGCGCUCCAGGCCGCAUCCCAAGACCUCUUGGCUAUCCCGUCGUCUCCCACUCUCUCAGACUUUCCCCUCUUGUCUAUCUCAUAUGCGGGUCUCGAGGCACUGCUCACGGGUCAGCUCGUGGAACGGGGGAUCACAACAGAUGCGGUGCAGGACAUCUACCCGUGUACGCCAGUCCAGGAGGGAAUCCUCCUCAGUGAGAAGAAGGGAGCGGCUUCGUAUCGGAAUAGCUGGGUCUGGCGUUGCUCCUCAGGGUUGGCGCCCUCGCCUGCCGUGUCCCCGGCGCGUGUCGUAGCGGCCUGGAAGGCAGUGGUCCGCAAACACAGCAUCUUUGCCACAGUCUUCGCGUCUCAUCCGGACACCGGGAGGGAUAUUCAGGUCCUCUUGAAUGGUAUCGAGCCCCGUGUAGUCAGUGCCACGCCCGCCGUCACAAGCCAAUCAGCUACGCAAUAUCUCUUGAACAUGAACUCCCCCACAAUGGUGUCCUCGUCACCUGAGUACAGAGUCACUGUCUGCCAAGAUCACGACGGGGAGGUCGCCUGUAGACUUGACAUAAGCCACGCUUUGAUUGACGCUGCCUCCAUCCCAGUACUGAUGCGAGAUCUGGCCACUGUAUACGCCGGAGGCCGCUGGGGGAACCGCCCUGAUCCUCCACCCUUCAGCAACGUGGUGAGCCACGUCGAAGGUAGUCUGUCAUCCUCCAACCGACUGGCCUACUGGCAGGCUCACUUGGAAGGUGCACAGCAGUGUGAGCUUCUCGGUGAUCUCCUUCCCAUGCACGCUCAACGCGCAAAGAGCUGUGAGCUAUACGGCCUCAUUCCUCUCCGGCAAGCCACCACAACGGCUAUCUCACCCUACUGCCGCAAGCAUGACAUUACCCGAGCCGUGUUCCUUGAGGUCGCCUGGGCAUUAGUUCUCGCGCAGUUUACGGGCAUGACGGAGGUGUGCUUCGGGUAUGUCUGCUCCGGCCGCGACACGCCCGUGGAGGGCGUGGAGGCCAUAGUGGGCCCCUUGAUCAGCAUGCUCGUCGCUCGCAUCGACCUCAGUGUGCCACGCUUGAUGGACGUUCUGCACGCGGUGGGCGAGCAAUCGAUCGAGCACCUCAAUCACCAGCAUACGUCCCUCGCCGAGAUCCAGCACGCCAUGGGCAGACGCGGAGCCCUGUUCAACACCGCCAUUACCGUACGAGAGGCCCAUCGGUACGGCUGCGAUGAUGGGCUGCGACUUGAGGAGAUUCGAGAGGAGGACCCCCACGAGUUUGAUCUCCUGCUGAGUGCUACCUUGGACAAAGUCGAGACUGAUAUUAGCAUUCAAUACCGGGGCGAUUAUAUGAGCGUAGGAGUGGCCAGCAUGAUUGUGGGUGCGCUGGAGUCAGCCAUCGCGUACCUGGUCGGAUACCAGAAUGGCGACAGCAGCAAGCGGUCGGUCUACGACUCGUAUUUCGAGCACAUCAGUGGCAUCGAUGAAUACUCGGCUAUGUCACACUGGAACAGUCAGUUCGCAGGCCUGGAUGGCAUCACAUUCCCUCCCCUUCCCUCGCCGUCUUACCGGCCCAAAGUAGGCGCAUUGGUCCAGCAUAUGGUCCACGAUAUCACUUGGCCAGAAUCGUACACGGCCGUUUCCCUCGUCCGAGCCGCGUGGGCGAGUGUGCAGGCAGCUCAUACCAAUUCCGAUGAUGUCUGGUUCGGAACACUAUCUUGCGAGGGGCUGCCGACAUCCCCAGCUAUGGCGACGGCGCCCCCCAUGCGAGUCACGCUCGAUCGUGAUGAAAAGGUCGUCGACCUGCUCGAGCGCACCCAUACAGAGAGUAUGCGCAGCGCAAAUCUGAACAUCCUGCGUAUCCAACGGCUGGGUGAAGGCGCAGCUCGCGCCUGUCGCUUCCAAACCCUUCUCGCGAUCGUUACCUCAGGGCCAGAAACGGUGCAGGAUGACAGACUGGUUGGGGGAAACGAACAUAAUAUUCUCCCCUCGCGGCCACUGGUACUGUCAAUUCAGUGCAUUCUAGGGCCAUCGGACGUUCAGCUUCGCGCAAACUUCGACCCUGGAGUGCUCGAAUGUGACCUCGCCGCCAAGAUGCUGCGCCAAUUUGAAUGCGCACUCCGAUGGCUUAGCACGCCGGCCCACGUCGGGCGCGCAAUUCGAGACGUCGAGACGGCAAGCGAACACGAUCUUCGCAUUAUCUGGACUUUGAAUCAAGUGGUGCCCAAGUCCAUAAAUCUCUUAGUUCACGACCUGUUUGCCCGUACCGUCCAGAGGCAGCCCGCCGCUCUAGCCAUAUCAGCGUGGGACGGGGAGCUCACGUACCAGGCGCUGGACGACCUGUCCACUCGAUUGGCGCUUCAUCUCAUUCAACAGGGCGUGGGACCCGGCAAGAUCAUACCCAUCUACAUUGAAAAAUCCAUGUGGGUGCCCGUUGCGCAGAUAGCGGUGAUGAAAGCCGGCGGCGCGUCCGUCCUCCUCGACUCGACGCAGCCCUUUGAACGCGCUCGGUCAAUUGCGAGCCAGGUGCAGCCCAAUGUGGUCAUCUCCUCGCCUGCCAACCGGCUCUCGGUGUCAUCCCUUAACUGCCCAAAUUUGCUGAUCUUGGACUGGAGCCUCGUGAAAACCAUCCCAUACAUGGCUCCGGGUCAGUCCUUGCCCCGAACAGCGGUCCCCUCGGAUCUGCUAUACGUGGUCUUCACGUCGGGCAGCACCGGUGUGCCAAAGGGCGCCAUGAUCACCCACGAGAACUUUGCCUCGGCCGCCCACUACCAACAGCGAGCGCUGGGGUACGCACCUGGCGUCCGGGUGUAUGACUUCGUGUCGUAUGCGUUCGACGUCACAUGGUCCAACAUGCUACACUCGCUCACAUCCGGGGCUUGUCUGUGCAUUCCGUCGGACGAGCAACGGAAGAACAACCUCCUUGGCUCGCUGCAGGCCAGCCAGGCUACGCUGGUCGACCUCACGCCCUCAAUCUUGCGCUUGCUCUCGCCGCAACAGCUGCCCCAACUGCGCCGGGUCAUCCUCAGCGGCGAGUCAUUCAGCCAGGCGUCGCUCGGUGGCUGGGCGAGCCACCCCGGGCUCCUGAACACCUAUGGGCCGGCCGAAUGCUCUGUCAAGGCAACCAUGGCGCCUGUUCGCGGAUCGUCGUGCGAGAAUAAUAUCGGAUGUGGCGAGGGCCUUGUCACGUGGGUAGUGGACGCCAACAAUCCGGACAAGCUGGCACCGCUCGGGGCAGUGGGAGAGCUCUGGCUGGAGGGUCCCCUAGUCGGACAUGGCUAUCUCGGUGAUGCGGUGAAGACGGCCGCAGCCUUUGUGAAAGACCCCCCGUGGCUGCUGCGUGGGGGACCUGGCUGCCCUGGCCGCCGAGGCCGUCUCUACCGCACGGGGGAUAUGGUGCGAUAUGAAUGCAAUGGUGACAGUGGGAGACUGACCUUCAUCGGCCGAAAGGAUUCGCAGAUCAAGAUCCGUGGUCAGCGGGUGGAGCUGGGAGAAAUUGAGUACCAUAUCCAGAAUAGCCUUGACACAGAGGGGAGCACUCAGGUGCAGGUGUUGGCAGACGUGCUGCAGCCGCGGGAGAGCACGCACCCUAUGCUAGUUGCCUUUGUCUGCAUCACCGAAGGAGACAAGUCCACGGCACUGAAACUCACAGCCGGACUGGACGACAAGUUGACAGACAAGUUGCCGGCCUACAUGAUCCCCACAGCAUAUAUCCCCGUCGACAGUAUGCCAGUUGGUCCGACAGGCAAAACCGAUCGCCGGCGGCUCCGGGAGAUGGGGGCUGCCCUGACCCUCGAGCAGCUCUCUGAGUUGCAGCCGCGCAGGGGUAGCGACCGCAUUUCGAGCUGCCGGGAUUCCUUGUCACCGACGGAGGCCCUAUUGCUGGAGACAUGGGCUGUCGUCUUGGAAGUGAACGCGAACCACCUCUCACCACACGACCACUUCCUCCGGGUGGGGGGCGACUCGAUUCUCGCAAUGCGGCUCGUCGGUGAAGCACGCGAACGCGGCAUGAGUCUGUCGGUGGCAGAUGUCUUUCGGUGGCCGCGGCUGGCGGACCUCGCGCGGGAGCUGGACGGCCGGUCGAAGGUGCUGCUACAGCCCACGCAUAAGCAGUCGUCCAUGAAACCGUUCUCCUUGCUGGGUGGUGAUGCCGUGCCAGAGGAGGUUCAGGCGCAGGCGGCAUCCCUGUGUGGGAUUGAGGCAGCCCAGGUGGAAGACGUGUUCCCUUGCACCCCUCUGCAGGCCGGACUACUGGCAGAGACGGUCCGACGGCCAGGUGAUAAUGUCUUAAGAGAGAAGUGGCGGUUGAAAAAGAGUGUCGACGCUGCCCGCAUGCGCGCUGCAUGGCAGAGGGUUGUCCACGCCAACCCGAUUCUACGGACGAGAAUUGUCGAUCUCGGUCAGCAAGGCCUCUUCCAGGUCAUUGUCCGCGACGAUGAAGGCUAUGAGACGCAGCACGGUACGUCGGCGCAGGACUUUGGCCUUGGCACGCCGUUGGUCUUGUACGAUAUAUCCGAGUCUUGCUUCUCAUGGAGGAUUCAUCACGCCCUCUACGAUGGAUGGUCGAUGCCGCUCAUUUUCGACGCUCUGCACAAGAGCUACCGAUCCGAGACGAUUCCUGUCGCUCCUCCUUUCCAAGCGUUUAUCGAGUAUGUCAAGAACAGCAGCCAAAUCCAGGCGGAGGAGUUCUGGAAAGAUCAGUUCUGCGAUUUUAACGCCCAAAAGUUUCCUGUUCUGCCUUCCCCGGCCUAUAGGCCAAAAUGUGAUGAGCGCUUGGAGCUUGACAUCGACGACGUGGCUUCGAAUGGCGAAUACACGGCAUCGACAAGGAUUCGAUUGGCUUGGUCCAUCCUCCUGUCAACCAUCACCAACUCUGCAGAUGCCUCGUUCGGUGCCAUCGUGUCCGGCAGGCAAGCCAAUGUACCGGGCAUUGAGCGCAUGACCGGACCGACCAUGGCCACCGUGCCACUGCGCGUGGCGAUUGAUCGUUCAAAGGCAGUCAGAAACUUGCUGCAGCAAGUGCAAUUACAAGCCGCAGAGAUGAUGCCAUUCGAACAAGUUGGCCUUCAGCAGAUCCGGCGCUUCAGUGAGGACUGUAACCUUGGCUGCCAAUUCCAAUCGCUCAUGGUCAUUCAGUCUAGAGUCGAGCACGACGCUAAAGGUGCUCUGUUCGAAUCAGCCCCAGUGGCAACAGCAGCAGAUGAUGUUGACCCAUUCAAACUCUAUGCCAUCUGCCUGGAGUUCGUCCUCAAGCCGAAUAGCAUUAGUUUACGCGCCGACUACGACUCUACGGUCGUGUCUCCAACACAGUUCCGCCGGCUUGCUGACAGAUUCCAAAAUAUCUUCCUGCAGCUUUCUUUGCCUCGGGUCCAGGCUCAGCCACUCUCUCUGCUCGAUACCAGCAGCCUGGGGGAUCUAGACCAGAUCUGGCGCUGGAACGAUACGACCCUGGACAGAUGCGGUGAAACAGUCCACGAGAUAUUCAGCCAAGUCGCUACAAGGCAGCCCGACGCUCCCGCAGUUUGCUCAUGGGAUGGCAACUUCACAUAUGGGCAGGUGGAGGAGUUGUCCACGCGCAUUGCCCAUGAACUUCUCCGCGCGGGCCUCCCGCAGAGCGGCCAACGCAUCGUCCCUUUAAUGUUUGAAAAGUCAAAAUGGACAUCGGUAUGCCAAAUCGCUGUCAUGAAAGCCAAUGCGACCUCUGUUGCGCUCGACACAACGCUUCCAGACGGCCGUGUACAGACGGUAAUAGAUUUAGCCAAACCGCAAAUCAUCCUCACUUCGACAGCACAGGAAUCUCGAGCACGAAGUUUAGUUCCGUCGACUGCUCGGAUCAUCGUCGUGAGUGACGCUCAGGAGCCGGCGUUCAUCCGACCGCAAGAUGCGCAGCUGCCAGCGGUGGACCCGGAUACGUGGCUCUAUGUGGUCUUCACGUCCGGCUCAACGGGCAUUCCCAAAGGCGCCAUCAUCAGCCACUCGAAUUUUACCAGCGCGCUCAAGCACGGUCAAACGGCACUGAAGUUUGGCCCACAUACCCGUGCAUACGACUUCGUGUCGUACGCCUUUGACGUCUCCUGGCUCAAUGUGCUGUAUACUCUUUGCGCCGGUGGAUGUCUCUGCGUCCCAUCCCAGCAUGAGAUCCAAAACGAGCCCAAAGAGGCCAUUGCUCGCAGACGGGCAAACACGGCAUUCAUCACCCCGACAGUGGGCAAACUGCUGCAUGGAGCCGAUCUGCAAGUCAUCAACUACGGAGGGGAGAACCUUCCGCGCGACGAAAUUCAGUAUUGGAAGGACCGGGCGCAAAUCAUCCACUCCUAUGGCCCGUCUGAAUGCACACCCAUCUCUAUUUCGCAUAUUCUCGAUCCCGCACGUAGCCGGGUGAUUAUUGGCAAAGGCCUUGGAGUCCGAACAUGGAUCGUCGAACCAGAGCACGGUCACUCACUCGCCGCCAUCGGUGACAUUGGCGAGCUGUGGCUGGAAGGGCCUCUGGUCGGCCAGGGGUAUCUGAACGAGCCAGAGAAAACAGCGGCAUCAUUCGUCGAGGAUCCGAAAUGGCUCAGUCAGGGCGGUCCCGGCUUCGCUGGUCGACAGGGGCGGCUGUAUCGGACUGGAGACUUGGUGCGCUACGAAGAAGACGGCAACCUCGAGUUUAUCGGACGGAAGGAUGCCCAGAUCAAGAUCCGCGGACAGCGUGUGGAGCUGGAAGAGAUUGGGCACCAUGUCUUUGAUGCAAUCAUGGAGACGACAGUAUCCCAGGUCGUGGUAGACAUCGUCAAGCUCGCUGACUCCGCUGAAUUGGCUCUUGUCGCCUUCAUCGAGUCGUCGGACAAGGGAAUCAUUCCUGGUACGCAGGAAGCGCGUGCAUAUACCCAGCACCUGGCUGCUUCCACCAAGGCUCGCCUAUCGGCCACAAUACCAAGCUAUAUGAUUCCAAAUGCCUACCUGCUUGUAGACAGCAUCCCAAACACGACGUCCGGCAAGGUCGACCGUGGCAAGCUGCGCAAGGCGGCGUCAUCCAUGCACAAGGAGGAUCUUCUGCAGGUCGACAGCAUUGAGCGACGUGCGCCAGAGACAGUGGCGGAGAGGAAGCUCCAUACGCUUGUUGCACGGGUGCUUUCCUGGGAUGGGGAGUCGUUCGGAAUGGACAGCAACUUUAUCCAGCUUGGAGGCGACUCGAUCAGCGCCAUGAGACUGGCCUCGCUCGCGCGUGAGCAGGCGAUCUCCCUCACCGUCGCGAAUAUCCUGACGAAGGCGCGCAUCGCUGACCUUCUCCAGACGGACCAGGAAACUGGGCUGGGCAAUGUAACUGAAAAGUCACGCUUCGCCUUGCUAGACGUGGCAGACCCAAGCGCUUUUGUCCAAGACCAAGUGAUGCCACACGUUCAAUCUGGUCACGGCAAGUUGAUUGAUGUUCUGCCCGCAACAGACAUGCAGUCGACCUAUCUCAGGGAUAACCUCCAUGAGCCCCGCCGAUCCUGGUUCUACAGCUACAUUGACUUCUCCUGGAUCCCCGAUAAGCACCAUCUCGUCCAGAGCUGUGAGCAAGUAGUGGCGCAUUGCGAUAUCUACCGGACAGCUUUUGUUCGCUCUGGGGGUUCCUUCUUACAAGCUGUCUUUGAUUCCUGGGCGCCCAUCAUCGACAUCGUCGACGAUGUCGAUAUUGAAGCUGCAUUUGAGAAGCUGGUAGAAGAAGAGGUUACAUCGCCCGCUCCGCUGGGCGCGCCUUUAAUACGGUUCACGCUCAUUUGCGGGCAAAACGGGACGGCAAGACUCGUCUUCAGCAAGUCGCAUGCCAUCUACGAUGCGAUAAGCUUCAGCCAGACCCUGCAGAUGUUGGCUGAAGCCUACAACGGCUCGACUCAUGAAAGGCAGUCUUUCAGCCACUACAUUCACCACAUUCAAUCGCUGAAGGAAGACAGCUACGCAUACUGGCGCAAGAUGCUCCAAAAUUCUUCAAUGACCAGGAUACCAUACACAUCAACAGACUCCACAAAAGAUGGUCCUCCUACUGUGCUGGAGCGCUCCAUCCAGAUGCCAACCCCACCCUUCGGCAUCACCCAGGCUUCAUUCUUCACUCUAGCCUGUGCCUCUGCGCUCAGCCGCCUCACCGGCCGCAGCGACGUUAUCCUCGGCCGCGUAGUCUCCGGUCGAGCUAAUGUCCCAGCCGAGCUCCAGAAUGUCAUUGGGCCGUGCCUCAACCGUCUCCCGGUGCGCGUGCAAUUCGCGCCAGGUCAGACGAAGAUGGAGCGACUGGCGACGCUCCAAAAGCAGCAGGCGGAGGGUCUUGCGCAUGAGACGAUGGGUCUGACCGAUAUCGUCAAGCACUGCACUGGCUGGCCGGCUGACACAAGGGACUUUGGCUGCUGGAUCCAGUACCAGAACGUGGACGAGGCGCCUGUGCUCAGUGUACCUGGUGCGGUGGGCAGGCUAGCACACAAGGAGAUGUGGCAUGUUCCCGUUGCAGCGGACUUUUUGGAGAUUUUUGCCAUCCCGAGCGAUGAUGGAACGCUCACCGUGAGGUUGAUUGGGGGACUUGGGUAUGUGGAGGCCGUGAAGGUGGCGUUACUGGAGGGAGUUUGCUUCGAGUUGGCGGAUGCGGUCUAA